AUGACAAUUCCAAGUCUCAUCCCCCCACCCCCAUUUGAUGUGGACAAUGAUCCUCAGUCCACAGCCCAGCGUUGGGAGAAAUGGAUCAAGCGUCUCGACAUCUACCUGGAAGCAAUGGGGAUUGAGUCAGACAAACAGAGGAGGGCGAUACUCUUGCACACAAUAGGCAACCGCGCGUACGACGUGUUCUGUACGCUGGAAGAGACCGGCAAGAGCUACGCAGAGGCAAAGAAGAGCCUGAGUGAGAAGUUUGCUCCAGAAAUCAACGUUGAAUACCAAAAAUUUCUUUUCCGUCGCCUCGUACAGGCUGAUGGUGAAAGCAUAGACUGCUUCCACACAAAGCUCAGGCAAGCAGCCGAGCUAUGCAGGUUCCCAGAGGGCAGUGUCGAGUCCGAGAUCAAGUCUCAGUUGAUUUCCGGAUGCAGCUCCGCGAAGGUGAGAAGGAAAGGCCUCACAGAAGGAGACAUUUUGUUAAAGUCUCUUCUCAGCCAGGGUCGACUAGAAGAGGUUGCGUCGAAGCAAGCCGCGGGUAUGCUGAAGUCGAGAGAGGGUGCGAAUGCCGUUGUCGCCGAGGACGCGGAAGAAGAAGAAGACGUCCAGGCCGUACGCCCGCGUCAAACAUACCAGAAGAGGAGUGCUGUGCCAGCCGCAUCAGGUGCCGCGACGAGUGCCGCGCCGAGUCAGCGAAGAAAAUUGCAGUGCUACAGAUGUGGAAGAUUUGAAUUCCCACACGAAGGCGGUGUGUGCCCAGCGAAUGGUGUUGAGUGUAGGAAGUGUGGUAGAGUUGGGCAUUUUGCCAAGUGGUGUAGAGCAAAAGGGAACCCGAGUGAAAACGUGAAACAUGUUAGUGCUGCCCCUGACCAGCAUGAGGAGUAUGUGUUCAAAUGUGAAUCCGAGAGCGUAGUUCGGAAACCCGUGUUCAGUGUUAGUGUGAACGGUGUGCCAGUUUCAAUGGUUGCGGACACAGGAGCGUCAUGCACAAUGAUGAGUGAAGGGACAUUCGAGCUGCUGUCGCCCCGCCCGAAACUGAGAGACAGUGACAGAACUGUGAAUGCGUAUGGAAAGAACAAGUUGAAUGUUAUUGGUGUGUUUGAUUCAGAGCUGUCGAGCAACGGUGAAAGUGUCACUGAAAAGAUAUAUGUUGCAAAGCACGGCCAGACGUCGCUUCUGAGCUGUGAGGCUUCUCAGAAGCUUGGGUUGCUGAAGAUAAUAAAACCCGGAAGUGUCAGUCAAGUUGAGUCAGGGGGGCCGGUGGAUAAGUAUAUCCAGUCUCAUCCCGAGUUGUUCAGUGGUGUCGGUAGAAUGAAGGGCUACCAAGUAAAGUUACAUGUCAGGGAAGAUGUCAGCCCUGUGGCCCAGCCCCAUCGUAGAAUCCCGUAUCAUACGCGUGAGAAGUUAGAGAAAGAGGUGAAAAGGUUGGAAGAAUUGGACAUCAUAGAGAAAGUAGAUGGUCCAACCCCGUGGGUUACGCCAGUAGUUGUUGCGCCAAAACCGAAGAAUCCCGAUGAAGGCACGAUCGUUUGA
Molecule: messenger RNA, 1524 nt
Organism: Priapulus caudatus
Lineage: Eukaryota; Metazoa; Priapulida; Priapulimorpha; Priapulimorphida; Priapulidae
Exons: 2
Coding region: 1-1524 (507 amino acids)
Biological process (GO): proteolysis
Molecular function (GO): zinc ion binding; nucleic acid binding; aspartic-type endopeptidase activity
Source: RefSeq, a predicted model, not a curated record